GUCUCCAGCCAGCAUCCCUCUCUUUACACCACACCACAGCAUCCGCUAUCCAGCACAGCUCCUCUUGUACCGCUAUUCUCCCCACUGCAUUUUUUGUGAUCGAGCUGUCAAUCCCGCAUCAUCGCCAGCCCAGCCCAGGCCAGCUCACUCACCGUCACUCCCUGGGAGCGGACAAACAGCACCUCGACGCCAGAAAGCAGCACUGCCAAACACCCGACAUUUCAAGCAAGCUACAAGCGUGGAACCCCAGCUCUGCAUUGACCACGAGCCCCAACCAUAAGCUGCCCGGCAGCCUCAGACCGUCGCCAUGGUUCUCAUCGACGAUAAAGAAGUGCUCAGCGUCGAGGAACAGCGUCUGAAGGAGGACCGUGAGCGCACCAAGUACUGGAAGAAAUAUGGUCCAUAUACCGCUGAGCGACAGUGGUCCACCGUCCGCGAGGACUACUCCUCCGAUGGCAAUGCAUGGAGCUCCUUCACCUAUGACAUGGCUCGCGCCAGGACCUUUCGCUGGGGCGAGGACGGCAUUGCUGGCGUAUCAGACACUCACGGCCGCAUGCACAUUGCCUUUGCUUUCUGGAACGAGAAGGAUGGUCACAUCAAGGAACGUUUGUUCGGUCUUUCGAAUCCUCAGGGCGUGCACGGCGAGAGCAUCAAGGAAUGCCAUUUCCAUCUCGACAACACCCCCACCCACUCCUACAUGAAAUACCUCUACAAAUACCCGCAGCGCGCCUUCCCCUACGAAGACAUCAUCAAGGAGAAUGCUCGACGCAAUCGGCGUGACCGCGAAUACAACCUGAUUGAUACGGGAAUUUUCAAAGACAACAAGUACUGGGACAUCUUCAUUGAGACCGCGAAAGAGCAUGACAACCCGGAUGAGCUGCUUUUCCGAGUGACGGCAUACAACCGCGGUCCAGAGCCCGCGAAGCUGCACAUUCUGCCACAUGUAUGGUUCCGCAACACCUGGGCUUGGGGCUACGAUGAUUACAAGCCUACCAUCAGGCAAACGGACUCCUUGUCGGCCGAGAUCGACGACAGAGAGCUCGGCAAACAUUACUUUCAAUGUUCACCAUCUCCAAAUUGCUGCGGUCGUAAGGAAGACAUCGAACCCGAGUUCCUCUUCACCGACAAUGACACCAACUACAAGGCGCUCUACGGCGCAUCCAAGAACAAGACACCUUACGUGAAGGAUGCCUUCCACAGGCGCUUGAUCAAUGGCGAUGACAAGGCCGUCAAUCCUCAGAAGACUGGAACCAAGAGCGCUGCCUGGUACGCUUUCAAUCAAGGUGAUGGUGUACCGCCUGGCGAGUGUGCAGUCAUCCGUAUGCGCAUUUCCACCAAGCCCAGUGAUAGCUACCUGGACGAGGAAAGGUUCGACGAGGUCAUUGAGCAGCGUCUUGCCGAAGCCGACGACUUCUACUUCAAGAUCAAUCCCAUGCCAAUGGCCGACGAUUUGCGCAACAUUCAGCGACAAGCUUUCGCCGGUAUGAUGUGGUGUAAACAAUACUACCACUUCAUCUGGGACCAGUGGGCCAACGGUGAUCCGGCCAUGCCUCCUCCCCCACCAGAGCGAAAGGCAGUGCGCAAUGCCCAGUGGAAGCACAUGCAUCUGGACGAUAUUCUCUCCAUGCCUGACUCCUGGGAGUAUCCAUUCUUCGCCGCGUGGGACUCUGCUUUCCACUGCAUUCCGCUCUCUAUGAUCGACCCGGAAUUUGCGAAGAAGCAGCUUGACCUCUUCACUCGAGAAUGGUACAUGCACCCCAACGGCCAGCUACCUGCGUAUGAAUGGAACUUUGGCGACGUCAACCCUCCCGUGCACGCUUGGUCGCUGUUCCGAUCAUUCAAGAUCGAGCGAAAGAUGUAUGGCCGAGAAGACUUGGACUUCCUUGAGCGUGUCUUCCAGAAGCUACUUCUGAACUUCACCUGGUGGUGCAACCGCAAGGACGUCAAUGGCAAGAACAUCUUCGAGGGGGGUUUCCUCGGUCUUGACAACAUUGGUCUGUUCAACAGAUCCGAUCCACUGCCUACUGGAGGCACUCUCGAGCAAGCCGACGCCACUGGCUGGAUGGCAUUCUACUGCUUGUGCAUGCUCAACAUUGCACUCGAGCUUGCCAAGUACCGCAGAAUAUACGAGGACAUGGCAUCCAAGUUCUUCGAGCAUUUCAUCCUGAUCUCCGACGCGAUGCAAUACCGCAAGGGCUCCGAAGCCAAGUCUCUCUGGAACGAUGAAGACGGCUUCUACUACGAUGCAAUUUCGUGGGGAGGUCCAUAUACUCACCAAAUGAGAAUCCGCUCCCUGGUCGGUCUCAUCCCCAUGUACGCUACUCUGACACUUGAGCCUCAAGUGAUCGACCGCUUCCCAGGCUUCAAAAGACGUCUCGAAUGGGUCAUCAAGCACAAGAAUGAGAUGGUCUCGCGAAAUAUCGCCAGCAUGACCAAGCGUGGUAAGGAUAACAGACUACUACUGUCGCUUGUCAACGAGGACCGUCUACGAUCGAUUCUGAAGUACAUGCUUGACGAGAAGGAGUUCCUGAGUCCAACCGGCAUCCGCUCAUUGUCCAAGUACCACAAGGAUCAUCCCGUCUCGAUGGAUGUCAACGGUCAGAACUACUCUGUCAGCUACAUCCCUGGUGACUCUGACAGUGGCCUCUUCGGUGGCAACAGCAACUGGCGUGGUCCGUGUUGGUUGGCUGUCAACUUUCUGCUUAUUGAGUCGUUGUUGCGCUUCUACAUGUUCUACGGCAAUUCCUUCAAGGUCGAGUGCCCGACUGGCUCAGGCGACUACAUGCAUCUUGGUCAUGUUGCCGAGGAGCUUCAACACCGAUUGCAGCAUUUGAUGGCUGCCGAUCCUUCUGGACGCCGAGCCAUCCACGAUGGAAACGACAUGCUCGACUUUGACCCUCACUGGAAGGACUAUCUCUGGUUCUUCGAGUACUUUGAUGGCGACACUGGUCGCGGUCUUGGUGCUACACAUCAAACUGGCUGGACUGGUCUCAUGGCCAAGAUCAUCCAAGACACUGGUGUGAACUGCCGACUGCCACAGACUCCACGCACGCCUGGCAGUGCAGCUGCCCACUACUUUGACGACACCUUCACCCGCCAACGUCGCGCGUCGAUGACCAAAAAAGCCACCGACCUCAAGCGCUCCCUGAACAGAACCCGUAGCAUAGGCGCUAGGAGCGACUUCAGUGCUAACACCAACGGAGACACUGUCGGCGACGACACCACCGGCGAGAACGAAGCCGAUGAGGUCUUCUCUAAUGGAGACGGCAAGGUCUCGCGCUCAUGGUCCAUCUACAAGGAAGACGCUUCCCAAGGCCGUGGUCCACCAGCAGUCGAGGAUCCCGAUGAUCCAAUCAACAAGUACGUGCAGGACCAGCUUGCGCGCAUCAAGAGCAAUGAGAGUGCCGAACUGGCUGAGGAGCUGGCAAGUCAGACUGACGGCAUCAAUGAGAAGGACUUGUGAGGUUUUGCGGAAUGAUGAAAUCCUUUGAUUCUUGUACCUACCUACGUUGGGAGGAGGUUUGGUGACGACUUAUGGACAGCAUGCAUGAUGAUGGACGUGAUGCAUUUUGAUAUACACCUAGAUGCUAGAUUGAGUUGAAGAACCUAGAUGUGAGCAUGAGAUGAUGAAGAGCUCGCGG
Molecule: messenger RNA, 3641 nt
Organism: Pseudocercospora fijiensis CIRAD86
Lineage: Eukaryota; Fungi; Ascomycota; Dothideomycetes; Mycosphaerellales; Mycosphaerellaceae
Exons: 5
Coding region: 308-3463 (1051 amino acids)
Biological process (GO): protein N-linked glycosylation; oligosaccharide metabolic process
Cellular component (GO): endoplasmic reticulum membrane
Molecular function (GO): Glc3Man9GlcNAc2 oligosaccharide glucosidase activity
Source: RefSeq, a predicted model, not a curated record